CGCUGUGAUUGGCCAAUGAGAGCUGGCUUACCUGGCAAGCGAGGCAAAAGUUCGGCGGCUGGGAUCUGGCAGGAGUGGGCGUGGCCAGUUCUGGGAGAGAAAGCUCGAGGAAGGAAGUUCGAAAAAUGUCCGAAGUGAAGAGCGGAUGUUCCAACACCUCCUCGCCGACGCUUUGACGGCCAAACAUGGCGUCCGAGGGGAAGUUCCACGGCGGGGAACUUCUGGAAGUUGACAUAUGCGACGUCGAGGACGACUUCUGCGGCUUCCAGCGGUGGAAGAGCCCCGACGACGACGCACCGUUGUCCCCGGCGCCGGAGCAGGUGUCCGGGUCCGCGGGGACUGACGACGGCGACUCAGACGCGCGGAACCCGAGGACGUCCAUCGUGGACGGCCUGCUGGUGGAGCUCUACGAGACGUACAGCGGCGGCCGGAGGAACGCGGACAGCUGGGACAGUUCCACCGAGGCGUCCGGGCCGGACGGCUUCCUGGGCCGGUCCAACACCGGCUCCAGUUUCCUCCAGGAGCUCCAGGAGAAACACACCAGGAGGCACCAGGUCCACUACCUGCACCAGAAAGAGCAUGCUGGAGGACCAGGAACUCUUUGGGGACAUCUCAGCCAUCUCACUAGAGGGCGCUGCUGCUCACACGUAUGACUGAAAGUCUUCUUUAGUGACAUCCAGAAAAUACUACAAACUUGUGUUUUCUGCGUACAAGUCAGUAAUAUUCAUGCAUUUUACACAGUUUUUAUGGUUUUUUAGCAAUAAACAAUUCAACAAAGA
Entelurus aequoreus (snake pipefish) is the source of this 779-nucleotide messenger RNA. Its product is annotated as TBC1 domain family member 30-like. The coding region runs from base 186 to 653 and encodes 155 amino acids. The record is from RefSeq and is a predicted model, not a curated record. The transcript is spliced from 2 exons. Lineage: Eukaryota; Metazoa; Chordata; Actinopteri; Syngnathiformes; Syngnathidae.